UGUUUGAAUCCCACUGGUGCUUUUUGGUCUUGACGAAGUGAACGCGAAGCAAGAUAAGGUGUGUCGCCGACAGUGACCAGUAUCUCCAAACUUGGACAAUGCAGCUACCCGCGAGGCGAAAGACAUCGUGUUCCCAGAGUUCACAGUGAACCUCACUUCACCGCGCAAACAGCAUGCACGAUUAAGUUUCGUCACAUGCCACAGGUCGCAAAAGAAGUCUUUGUGUCACCUUCGCAGCCUGUUGCCCCCCGAAACUCACCUUUCUCUCUUCAUUUCCCAAAAUCUGCGAGCUGAGCACUCACCUUCCCGCGCCGCACAGAAUCGUCAGUCCUCAAUCUGCGUUCGUUAAGACUCCACCACUCCACCAACUAAGCACAACACAUCAUGGCGGGCGACGACAAGACAAUCUUCUCCUUCGAGACCGUGGCCGCACUCGUCGCCGCCCUGAACAGCAAAGGCGGCACUCUCGGAAUGAAAGACUACGAGUUGAUGGCGUCUCUGGACGGCUCGCGCACGGCGUCGAGUUUCGAUCACCAGUUCCGCAAGGUCAAGACUCGCGCGAAGGAGUUGCUUGAGGGCAAGAAGGGCGGCAACGACGGCGCCGCGGGAACCCCUACGAAGAAUGGCCGUGUUGGGUCGAAGAGUGCGACGCCCGCGUCCGGGAGGAAGCGUGGUGAGUUUUGCCGUGAGCAGAUUUCUGAAGGAUUGUACGCUGAUCAGCUCUACAGGUCGCAAGGCUAGGGAUGAUGAGGAGAAGGAUGAUGAGGAGGUUCAGGUGAAGAAGGUCAAAGCUGAGCCGGUGGAGUAUGAGGAGGAUGAAGAGGGAUCUGCUGGGGACGACGCGGUGGAGAGUGCGUUCUCUUAGGUGUUGUUUACGCGGCGUUCAGUCCGAAGCGAUGUGUGAUGAAGGACUUCAUCGUCUGAAGGGUUGCAAAGCUAUCGAGUGGUGAGAGAUGGACACGAAGACGGGCGAUUGCAGUGUGCUGGGCUGGGCAAGUCGAAGGCUUCGCUCCACGAGGUAGCACUGGACAUAGCGAUGACUAUGAUGGAGCGUAUGAGAAUGCUGUAACCUGCCCAACGUGUUCUCGGAGCACAUUGUCUUGAAGAGAGGAGUGUAUUCCCGAUGGCGAUGUUUGCACGUUCAAGUUGUGGG
Molecule: messenger RNA, 1153 nt
Organism: Neohortaea acidophila
Lineage: Eukaryota; Fungi; Ascomycota; Dothideomycetes; Mycosphaerellales; Teratosphaeriaceae
Exons: 2
Coding region: 385-741 (118 amino acids)
Source: RefSeq, a predicted model, not a curated record